Messenger RNA from Vitis vinifera (wine grape), 1280 nucleotides. Its product is annotated as expansin-A4. Gene Ontology annotation, biological process: plant-type cell wall organization. Lineage: Eukaryota; Viridiplantae; Streptophyta; Magnoliopsida; Vitales; Vitaceae. Gene Ontology annotation, cellular component: extracellular region. The transcript is spliced from 3 exons. Bases 86 to 862 code for a protein of 258 amino acids. The record is from RefSeq and is a predicted model, not a curated record.
GCUCCUUAGCUCCUCACCCUCUUCUCUCUCUCUCUCUCUCUUUCUCGCUCUAAAGAGUGGUGUUUGGUUUGUAGUGAGAGAGAAAAUGGCUGUGGGCGUUGUGGUCUGCUUUGCUUCCCUUAUCUCGUUAUUCUCACUCGUUCAAGCUAAAAUUCCUGGCGCCUACUCCGGCGGUGCUUGGCAGAGUGCUCACGCCACCUUCUACGGUGGCAGUGACGCCUCUGGCACUAUGGGUGGAGCUUGUGGAUACGGUAACCUUUACAGCCAAGGGUACGGCGUGAACACAGCUGCACUGAGCACAGCACUCUUCAACAAUGGACUCAGUUGCGGCGCUUGUUUCGAACUCAAGUGCGCCAAUGACCCCACGUGGUGCCACUCCGGCAGCCCCUCCAUUCUUAUCACCGCUACCAACUUCUGCCCACCAAACUAUGCUCUUCCCAGCGACAAUGGCGGCUGGUGCAACCCUCCCCGCCCCCACUUCGAUCUCGCCAUGCCCAUGUUCCUCAAGAUCGCUGAGUAUCGUGCCGGGAUCGUCCCCGUGGCUUUCCGCCGGGUGCCGUGCCGUAAGCAAGGAGGGAUUAGGUUCACGAUCAACGGCUUCCGGUACUUCAAUCUGGUUCUGAUCACCAACGUGGCAGGCGCAGGGGAUAUCGUGAGGGCGAGCGUAAAAGGGUCGAAGACAGGGUGGAUGAGCCUGAGCAGGAACUGGGGUCAAAACUGGCAGUCAAACGCAGUGCUGGUGGGGCAAUCGCUGUCGUUCAGAGUCACGGGGAGUGACAGGCGCACAUCAACAUCCUGGAACAUCGCACCAGCGCAUUGGCAGUUCGGUCAAACCUUCAGCGGCAAAAACUUCAGGGUGUGAUCAUUGGUCAUCAACAACUCAACACUUCGAAUUUUCCCGCCUUUAUAUAUUUCCAUAUUUACCCUUCUUGGCGCCAAAAUAUUAGAUUUUACUUUCUUUGUCUUUUGUCUUUUUUUUUUUGACUGUAUGGUGAGUGGUGGGUGACUUUAGUAUUGAAGACUGUGAGGGAGGGAAAUUGGGGAGGUUUUGGUAGGAAAAAGAAAAAGUGUGAGUGCUUUUUUGACUAUUGUGUGGGAAAUGGGAAUUUGUGAAGUCCAAGGGAAAAGGUGAAAGUUCAAGGAAUAGUAGGGAAAGGCUGGAGAGGCUGCAGAAAUGUGUAGCCCGCAGCUUAUAAUAUUUGAGUACUUAUAUGUUAUAAUGUAAGAUGUAAUGUAAUCUUUAACAAUCAAUCUAUUGUAAUUGACAGUUGAAUUGGAAA